Molecule: messenger RNA, 538 nt
Organism: Ziziphus jujuba (common jujube)
Lineage: Eukaryota; Viridiplantae; Streptophyta; Magnoliopsida; Rosales; Rhamnaceae
Product: auxin-responsive protein SAUR21
Exons: 1
Coding region: 48-347 (99 amino acids)
Biological process (GO): response to auxin
Source: RefSeq, a predicted model, not a curated record
AAAACCACUACUACUUUCAAAAACUUCAUAAUUCAGAGCAAUCUUCUAUGGUGAAAAUGGGCAUUAUGAGGUUGCCAACCAGAAGUCUGAAAAUACUGCAAUCUCUUCCUUCUAGAAAUCAUCACCACCAUCAAUCAAAUGUCCCAAAAGGGCACAUUGCAGUUUAUGUGGGAGAGAUUCAGAGGAAGAGAUUUGUGGUUCCCAUAUCAUAUUUGAACCAUCCUUCAUUCAGAGAGUUGCUUAAUAGAGCUGAGGAAGAGUUUGGAUUUGAUCAUCCAAUGGGUGGUCUUACUAUCCCAUGCAGGGAAGACACCUUCAUUCAUCUCACUUCUCAGAUUUCUGAAUAAUGCCUCUUGGAAACAAAAAAUAAAAAUAAAAAAAUAAAUGGAAGAAAAAAGAAGGAGCCCCAAUUUAUUUUUUUUGUCUUUAUAUUGUUUUCUGAGAAAAUCUUAGAUGUAUGUUGAUUUAGAAGAGUUUUAUUGUAGGAGAGAGCUAGACCCAUUAUCAAAAUGAUGGCUUUUUUUAUGUAUAUUAUAAA